Molecule: messenger RNA, 5516 nt
Organism: Pocillopora damicornis (cauliflower coral)
Lineage: Eukaryota; Metazoa; Cnidaria; Anthozoa; Scleractinia; Pocilloporidae
Biological process (GO): regulation of transcription by RNA polymerase II
Cellular component (GO): transcription regulator complex; nucleus
Molecular function (GO): RNA polymerase II cis-regulatory region sequence-specific DNA binding; DNA-binding transcription factor activity, RNA polymerase II-specific
Source: RefSeq, a predicted model, not a curated record
UUUCUACUCGGCGCGUGUUAUUUUGUAUUUUUGCCGACAGCCUGUCUCCUAGGCGCGCAAGUGAGAUUUCAUCUACUCUGCAUCGGCUCUUGUGCGUUUCUUUACUUCGCAUUGUCGCCCAAGUGGUUGCUACGAAGACACGCGAGUGAGACUCCAUCUACGUAUCAUCUGCUCUCUUACCGGCUUGUACUCAGUAUUCUCGUCCAGAGCUUGCCACGCAGGGUAUAACUGUCGUGGCCUUGGUUACAGAUUUUGAAGUAACUUGUGCUUAUCCCAUGCCGGACGAAUGACGGAAUUUAAUCGCCAACCAACACAAUGAACCCGUUGACUCCAGUAUCUGAUUAGUAAUUCUCCCCUCUAGCUGAAACACAUUUUCUGGUACUUUACUUAAAGGAAUUUGGAUUUACAUGAAAACAACACGUUAAAGCUGUAAAGUUUUGGCUAUUCACUUCAUUUGUAGCUGGUAACAGAACUACAAUGGUUUGAUGAAGUUGCUUAUUAAUUAAUUCUUGAAUUUUAAGGAUAACGAAAUUAAAAGGCCCGAGGGAAAGGGCUAACUCCAGUUGAACUUAAAGCAGACCGAUACUAGUCUCUUUCAUAGCUCAAACUUACCAUGACGUUAGUGGCUAUUAUCAGUGUCACGAAAUGUUUUGCAUCUCGAAAACUGAUUUCUCCUUGUCGGCUUGAGAUCAUUAUUAUUUUCUUGUUGUCAGACAAUGCCUUUUCUCACAGUUUUUCGAAAUUCCUGCUUAAAUUCCUAUUAUGUUUGUUUAUGCCAUGGAAACAUCUGUGAUACUUCCUCUCAGUGUAAUUGUCGGUUCAACUCGUGCUGUGAUAAACUUUUCGUGGAAGUCGCCUUGGAACAUAACUUUGUUUUUACGGUCAGACUUGUGUUUUGGCUCCGUUAAUAAAAGGCUCUUGAGAAGAUAUCAUUUGUCACAAUUAAUUAAACUAAAAAAAUUUGUCAGUUCUCUUAAUUGUCUUCGUUACCGACACGUCAAUCGAGUUUCUCACCAUUGCACUAAGCAUAUUCCUGUUUUUAAGUUUUCAGAUAAAAAUGUGUUCGUUACAAAAAAAAAGAAAAAAAAUAAGAAGUUCUCUUUCAUCCAUUGCUGGUUUUCCGCUUGUAGGGCAAUCCUUCUUAAUCUUAAUGGUACAAUGAUUCUCCCGCUGCUUUUAAGAAUCCCAUAACGAAUAAUCUGGAGGCAGCUACCACGAAACUAAGAUAUUUUUACUGAAAAAUCGAUUGCCUGUUGUAUCCACGUUUUGGGGCAACGUCAUAACCUAGAGGAAGGCGCGCUUUUACCCAUAAUACGGGUGAAAUUAGCGCAACUUUGGAGAAGCCGUUUGGCAUGGUUUUCUUCAAACCAACAGGAUCAUGGCCCGUCGAAGCGAGAUUUUAGGCGCCCCAGUUACCAUGUAGUGGGUCUUAGUUUGGAUCUACUUCUGUUCUUUCCCAAAUAUAUUUUACCUCGUUAUAUGACGUUUUGCUUUUGGAAACUCAGGGAAAAAUCUGUCAUUUCCGGUACUUAAGAUCUACAUAUUUCCGGAAACUGUGUUUUUAUCAACCCGCGUAUGGAGAAAGGAGUGGACUCGGAAGAUUAUGGACUAAUAAAAGCCUCGGCCUACUGAAAAUAGGUACAGUUUACUUGCUGUUCGACGUUGCUUAUAGACAGCUUGAAUGGGGAAUAUGACUGGUCAUUCAGCUGACCCUAGUUGAAACAGUUUAAUGAUAACGUGAGCAUUUUGAAAUGGAAUGCAACGGGCGCUUUUUGAAUGAAACUUGGGCAAUUAAAUGAUAUUGGCUUGACAACAAAGAGACGCGUUCGCCUGUGGGGUUUUGAGUUCAGAGCAGGCUUUUGUUCAAAUCAGCAAAUAAGCCAUGCAUUGAAAUUACCGUGACAAAAGGGAAGCCGGCAAUUGUGUUAUCAUGCUGAAAAUCACAGAAUACAAAACAAUAAUAACACUGGCGCUGAGUGAAUAUGUAUUGUCAAAAUAUCACAUUUCGACCAACAGGAUUCUUAGAAUUUACUUAGCUAAAUGUUUGAACAGAAAACAAUUAAUGUCGAGUAAAGUUUGCCGCUUAAAAAUUUGGAAACUGCAAGAGCUAGAACGUUUUGAAAGAAUCUUUGGCUUUCGUGCCCAGCUUUCGAAAUAAUUGAGGCUUUUCUCCUCAAGUUUCAUUCCUCAGAAUGUUUCUGAUUUAUUGAAAACGGCGACUGAGUUAUUUCACGUUAAUUGAAAUUCUGACACCUCAGUCUCUUAUUGUUUAAUGUGGUUUUACAAAGCUAAGCACGGUUCAAGGGUGUAUUUAUGCAAUGCUUUUUACCACCACACAAAGAAACCCAAUGAAUCUACAAAAUUAGGUCGUGUUUCUUUCAAAGAGAAUGAUAUUUAGGGUUUUGAGACGUGAUCUGCAAGGCGAAAAUGAGUUGAGUUACUGUUGGUAGAAAAAGGAUCAAUCAGAUUUGAUUUUGACGUAUUCCUGUUCAAUGUCGCUGAAUUCUGUUAUCAACAAAAUCAUACGCCGUGAGAAAGGAAUUCACAAAUAAUACACAGAAUUGACUUAACAAAUCAAGUUCACAACCAAAACAUUCUAUUUUUAACCAUUAAUCUAUGAUAUUGAUCAAAUAUCGCAUACAGAAGCACACAUUUCGAUCAACGCGUUAAAAAUGCCUGUGCCCAAGUCUGCAAAUCUGUCAAAAUCAUUCAUAUUCCAUUUGGCAAAUGCAAGCUCAGAUUAUCAUGAAAACAAUACACUGUUACAGAUCUUGGCGUUUCCGGGAGCGAGCUAUUUACUAAAUGACCCAUUUUCCUGAUGUGUAAUUAUCUAAGUCAAUUCAAUUUUGUCUUGGAAUGUCCAUAAAAAUAUGCCAAACACACGAAAGCUUUAUGAUUCGCUCCACGCAAACCAAGAGCUACCCACGCCACACUGGCAAAUAUCAAAUCUGAAAAUUGAUUCCCGGGUGCGAUUGUUAGUGUAAGAAAAAACUCUUCUUCCCAGCAGAAGAAAACAUCACAAAUCUAACUUCAGACUGAUUGAUGACAGUCUCGCUAAUUUCUACCAAUCGCCUAUCAGCGGCCUGUGAUUUUUGGGCGUGGCUACCUUCUAACGCAUGAGCAUUGCGGGAUUUUUAAGUUUACCCACGUGGUUAGACAUUGUCAAAAUUUAACAGUUGUUGAUUCUUGGAGUUUACUAUUAGUACUUUUGCAUGCGCUGAGCCGGUUACACAAUUGCGCACUGCGGCGAUCAGCAACUCCGGCAUAAAAAAAACAUGGAGCCGCCAGUGUAUUCUCCUCAAACGCCAAACCAUUACGAGUCGAUUGAAGUGGAAACUCCUACAUUACCGUACGGGAGCGAUUACAAAUUGAAAAUGGUAAAUUUGAACGGGGAAGAAAUCGCCGCCUUCAACGUCGAGGGGGAAGAUUUGCUUUGCUUUCCGCAAGUGUAUGAGUAUUUUCUGAAGGAUCUUGUGUCUGGAAUGCACACUGUGUACACAAAACUCAAACGGAUGAACAUUCAAGGAAAGAACUGCAACGUGGAGCAAGUUCGCAUGAUGCGAAGUGUUGGAGCCAUAGGUCAAGUCGUAAAUCGCUGCAAGUUGAUCUCGCGCGAAGAUUUCAACAGACUCUACGAAGAUUGUUUGCUUUACAGGGGCCCAGGGCGACGUAAAAAGAAUCCCGACAUUCCUCCCGAGCUGCUAAACAAUCCGUUCAAGCAUUUCAAAGUCGAUCAUCACGCUGAAAGACCUGUCAACAUAUCGAACGGAGAACCAAUGAAGACAGACGAUACGAACAAGUCCAUUUCGGGCGAUUCGUCGCCUAAUGCUGGUGUAACUUUGACGAUUGAAGGGUCACGUGAUGCCAACAACAAUUCAACUGGGGCUGAAAGGAAAGACCCACAGUUCAGAACGCCAAUUUCCCGACCGCCUGAGCGCGCUCUGAACAUGACACCGUCCAAUCUCACGCCACCAUGUCUUCACGGGAGCCCGCGAUAUUCUACCACACACGUAAUUCAUUCUCCAACGAACGCUCCGCCAUCACGUAUCAUAAGCCCGCCCAAUGGCGUUGCCGUGCCGCCAAACUCUCAGUCAUGCGCGUUCAACUUUCCACCUCGUCCUCAGGCGUCUUUGAGUCCGCAAGGAAAUGUGUUGAGUCCAGCAACGAAUGGCGGUCCACCUAGCAACGGUGCGUCAGCGGUGGCCAAUCGCAGCCCAGGAAGGUCUCCUAGUGUGGGAGAGGCAAUGAACGUUGAAGCCUCGGUACCUCAUGUCAGUAGCACUGGCACAUCUGAGCAUGUGGAGUUCAGGAAUGCCGCUGUUAAUGAUACGGGUUCUGAAAUGUCAGCCUCUUCGCCACACGUGUUAUCUCGAGAGCCUGAAUUCAGGGAGCCUGGAUCCACGGAAAGUCUUCUGUUGAACAUACAGGGUCUUCUGAAGGUGGCUGCAGAAAAUACGAGACAGAACGAGAGACAAGCUAUUUACGAAAGAAAUGAACUUCGCCGAUACAUUCAUCGCGAGCGUGAGGUUCGAGAGAAGGCCGAAAGACAAUCCGCUGCUCUGCAGAGAGGAAAAGCUUUUCUUCAAAAGAAACUCAAGAAAGAAAAGAGAGCGCGGCGUAAGCUCGCUGAACAACUCCUUGAGGAACAACAACGAUGUGAGCUGCUUGAAGAACAGCUGAGACAAACGACCCAAGAUGCUCUUAAACAGCGAAACGAUGAGUUACUCCAAGAGCUGGAAAAAGAACGCUGCGCCAAGAUUGAAGCUGAGAGGAAGCUUAAAGGUAAGCUAGAAGCUAGAGGGGAGAUCCAGAACUUUGUUCAUAACUUUCUUGAAAAUCCGAGUCAAGAAGGGCCUGGGCACCACCGAUCAGAAAUGGAGCCGGAUGAGCUAAACGGGGUCGAAGUGGUGAAGGACGAACAUAUCGUCACAACAUAGGUCUGCAAUGCGUUUGCACUUUGUCACCUGCUGAAGAGGGCGGUUUGAACGAAAGACAAAGGUAGCGAGCGAUAGUGAAACGGAAAUUAUCUGAACCAUGAGGAACGCAAGAGCCGACCGCAGAAAUAUAAGAGAAUAGCUGUCGUUUUUGUUAUGAAGUUCGUUUGUUCUAGUUGAAAUUGCCGACGUUGAAAAUCAGUUUGCCAUCCCAAAAGAAAAAAGUUAAUCGUGAAAUCCUUGGACGAUUGGCAAAGGAAAGCUCGAUCCUUCGAUGAAUUCUUGUUUGGAGAUAAUUAUGUCAGAAAAUACACACAGUUUAAAGUUGUUCUCUCUGUGUUGCAAACAACUCGCUAAAUGCUAUUCAAUGGUAGUUAUCGAUUUGAUUGUUCGGAACUACAGCUGCAUAUUUUUAUACUUUUGUAAAUUUGAAAGACAGUAAUUCGUUCGUGGCAUUCAUUUGAGAUUUGAUGAUUAUUUAUUUUUUAUGCGACAGGAGCUGUUUUUAUAUUACUCAGCGUAGUUUUUUUGUAUAUAUAUUUCUCUAAAUAAAAAGAAGUUUUGUUUCGUUGUCCAGUUUAA